This is a messenger RNA of Entrophospora sp. SA101, 3315 nucleotides long. Lineage: Eukaryota; Fungi; Glomeromycota; Glomeromycetes; Entrophosporales; Entrophosporaceae. The record is from the annotation of a GenBank genome assembly.
AUGUCUCAACAAGUAAAAAAAAGCGCGGAUUCUCCAGAUAGCAAUAAUAAUAAUCAUGAUAAAAACAACGUUUCAGAAUCUGAAGGACCAAUAGCAUCAACAGUGGUGGUAAAAAAUGGAGUUUAUAAGAGUGAACAAAUCGAAGAUCGUAAAAGUGUAUUUAUAGCAUAUGCAAAACGCGUAGAAAAUAAGCAACAAGUCGAACUGUUUAAGGAUGAAAUGGAAAGAGAAAAUAAUACUGCAACACAUAACAUCAUAGCAUAUAGAAUAAUGAAAGACAAUGAUGGAGCAACAAUUGAAGAAUUUAUUGAUGAUGGUGAAAAAUAUGCAGGAAACCGAGUUUUAAAUUUAUUAAAAUCAUUGGAUGUUAAAAAUGUGGUAAUUAUAGUUUCUAGAUGGUAUGGAGGAGUUAUGCUUGGUCCGGCACGUUUUGAUCAUAUCGAGAAAUGUGCGAGAGAAGUAUUAGAUAAAGGUAAUUUUGUAACUGGUAAACGAACUACUCCUGUUAGGGGUGGUUCAUCAACUGGUAAGAUAAUCGUUAAUGGAUGUCAGAGAGGUAAUCCAAUACUUCAACAUAUUUGUAAUGUUACUUGGGAAUAUGGUGAAUGUAUACCAGAUUAUGUUCUAGGACAAACAACGUGUGCUUUAUUUCUAAGCCUUAGAUAUCAUCGACUUCAUCCUGAAUAUAUUUAUAAUAGAAUUCAACAAUUAAAAUACAAAUAUCUAUUAAGAAUACUUUUGGUUUUAGUUGAUAUAGAUUCUCAUCAAGAUUCUAUUCGUGAACUUAGCAAAGUUUGUGUAAUUAAUAAUUUUACUGUGAUAUUAGCUUGGAGUCAAGAAGAAGCAGGAAGAUACCUCGAAACUUAUAAAUCAUUUGAGUAUAAGCCACCAGAUAUGAUUAUGGAAAAAGUUCAAGAUGAUUAUUUGUCAAGGUUAACUCAUUCCAUGACGCAAAUAAAAUCAGUUAAUAAAACAGAUGUGAUAACACUUGCUUCAUCAGCACGUUCAUUGAAAAGGUUGAUGUCAAUGCCAUCUGAUGAAAUUGGAUUGUGUCCAGGAAUUGGUGAACAAAAGGUCAAAAGAAUUUUUGAGACAUUUAAUGAACCAUUUUCACUAAAUGAAUUAAAUGUUGAAGAUGUUCAUGAAUCUGGAGUAGACGCUGAUAUCAAUAUCAUAAUAAAUUGGAAUCUUUUGGGCAAUGUUGGGAACAAUUUAAUAUUUUUGAAGAUGAUAUUAUCAGUAUAUAUUGAUUCUGAUGCUGGUAUUUUAAAAUCAACCUUCAAUGUUGAUAAUAUUGCAAAUGAUACAAAUGGAAAACUUCAAAAUAAUUUUAAUGUUUUAAUGAAAUCAAGAAAGAAUAGUUAUGAAAUUGAUAUGGUUGAUUCAGAAGAUGGUUAUGCGGCAACUAGAGGUGAUUGUUCAGAAACAGAAAAAGAUGAAUAUUUAAGACGAAGUAGAAGACCUGGUAGACCGGCAGGUCAAAAGAAACAACAAGAACUACAGCUUGGUAGAAAUAAAUCUAAUAAUAGUGCUUCAAAAAAACAAAAUUAUAAGGACAAUUAUUAUAUAAAUAGUAUCGACGAAAAUGAUGUAUUAGCAAGAGAUAGAGCAGGUCAAACUAAUUUACAUAAAGCUUGUCAGUCUGGGAAUAUGGAAAGGACGAAGGAUUUAAUAAAAAGAGGGUCAGAUAUAAAUGCUCGUGAUCAUGCAGGUUGGACUUCUCUUCAUGAAGCAUCUCUUAACGGCCAUUUGGAAAUUGUAUAUUAUCUUUUAGAAAAUGGUGCUGAUGCUAAUGCUGCAUCACUUGAUGAUUGUGAUACUCCACUUCAUGACGCGUGCGCUAAAGGUCAUUAUGAUGUUGUAUGUGCAUUAUUAGAAUAUGGUGCUGAUCCCGAUAAAGCAAAUGCAAAAGAAGAAAAACCUGAGGAUCAUUCUAGCGAGGAAAGUAUCAUUAAAUUAUUAAAAACUCCAGUAGAAUAUGUAAAAAUACCUGAAAUCAUACAUUAUAAUUCAUCACAAAGAUACUCACCUUCUUUAUAUAUAACGGAUUUUGAUAGCAGAAGAACGUCAUUGAUUUCGGGUAAACGUGGUAGACCUAGAAUUAAACAAGAAGAUAUCAAAGAUAGUGGUUUAUCUAAAAGAUCUGAAAAUCAAAAAACUACUCGUAGAAGAGUCUCACUCCGAGAUAGUAAAAUUCGUGAAGGUGAUUUACAUAAUAAUGGUGCAAGGGCAAUUGUUUCUGCUAACGAUGUUCUUAGGAUGGAUCUUAAAAGUAGAGACUCAUCCGGACGUAGUAACCUUCAUAUUCAUGCCAAAAGAGGUAAUGCAGAAAUGGUUGCAAACAUGAUUGAGGCAGGUGCUAUGAUCAACGGAACUGACAAUCAUGGCCGUACUCCAUUACACGAAGCUGCAUCAGAGGGUCAUAACACAACAAUGGAAAUAUUACUUGCUUUUGGUGCAGAUAUAAACGUCAAAGAUAAAAAAUUAAAUACACCGCUUCAUGAUGCUGCUCAUAAAGGUCAUAUCGAAGUUGUAAAAAUACUGUUACAAAACAACGCUCAACCUGAUGGUAAAAAUAUUGAUGAAUUUGAUGAACUUGCAAUUAGUCCACCGCGAGAUUCAAUGGAAAUUCAAACACCAGAUUAUUUAAGAAUAGAAUUUGCAGAUAAAUAUAUAGGACCGUUGUACACAGUUCAAUUGGAUACCACAAGCACCGGAUAUCCACUUACCACACCUACGAUUCCUCCGACAGCAACUUUAUUUGUGGUUGAUUUACAGGUGGAAUUGUUUUUGCAAUGGAAAGUAAAUUCUUUAACAACAUCACAACCAAAUCUUACCAGAAGACUCAUCACAACAAUAGAAAAAGAACGACUCUGGCCAUUGUUACGAUCCAUAGUAUGGGCACCACCAAAAUCUAUUCGUCCUUCUGAAAUGGGAAUACUGGAAGAUGCUAGAAAAAUAAAAUUUUUAGAAUAUCAAAUGUAUUUUGUAAAGUAUGAAGAAGUUCUUAAGUUAAUGGAAAUUCAUUUCAAAAAUUCAUUUACCAAAUCCAUUUCAACUAUGGCAUUGGAUAUUUCAGACUAUCCAAAUCUAGAUGUAGCUCUUUACGAUUUUUCAUCUAAAUUACCACUUACACCUACUUCACCAACUACACCACUUCUUAAUUCUCAAUGGGGAGUUACAACUAAUUCUCCGCCUCUUAUAACAGCUUCUACUACUACCACCACUGCUUUAUUUAUAAAAAAGGAACAUAAUGGAAAAUUUAGAGACAAUAAUAAUAUUAGCAAUACAAAACAAUUAAAAGGGUUGAGCUGA